AAAGCAGCUGGGUGAGUUUGAGUCCCCAUUUUUCUUUUUUCUUCGUACAAUACCGAGGAGUUAAAACAAUCUUGGUGUAAAAUGCUAAUAGAAUAAAUUGAAGAUCACUAAAGUGAGGACGGUAACCUGCAGACAAUGGCGGUCUCCCAAACCUCAGUGCAUCUUCUGCCACUCUUGGUGGUUGGGAUCGCAUGUGUUUCCUCAUUGGCCUUAACAACUUCCAACACAACAGAAGUUCAACAUCUACCAACGCUUCACAACAGCACUGCUUCAACACCAGCCAAUGGUAUUCCUGGAUCUUGCCACGGCAUAAAUCUACAAGAUGCCAGUCGCAGUAUGUGGAUGGCAGCAGAUGUGUUUGUAAGGGAUCUUACUUGUAAAAGAUCUGAUGCAAAUGCAAGCCUGUCAGAGGAACUGUUUCUGGAGAUGGAACAAAACAUUCGGCACUUAGUGGACUCGUCCUUAAAAGCUUACUUGAUCCAGGGUGACAACCAAUCCAGAGCUGAUCUUCUGGAAAUAUUUGGAGUCCUGGAUAGUCUAAAUCUGGGUGACUACCGUGACCCAACAUUCAUCAGACUGUGGUUCUCUCUCAAGAUGGCUCCUCUUUUGCCUUACGUGGCUCAAAGCUUCUUAGUCCAACUGGGCAACCAGAACUUCAGCUGCAGUUCUUACCAACAAAUGAUGGAGUCUAUGUCCACUGAACUUCAGAAAACACAAGGUGUUGACAGGGAACUAAUCUACAGUAAUUUCAUCAAAGUGUUCCUGUCAAGAACAAACUCACCAGAGCCUGGAUGCAAAGACAAAAGUACAGGAAGUGAAGAAUGGCUGCAAAGAAACAUUGGGAUUUUUUUAAAAUUUGCAACUAUUAAGGAACUUAAAGAAAUGAAUAACAACUUCUCUGCCAUUGAAGUCCUGGAAAAACUUUCACUGCAACAGAAGGCUGAGCUAAUACUGGAUCCAGACAGCGGCGCUUUGGAGGAUGUCAACUUUGUGAGGGAGGUGCUCACCAGCUUGAAACUGUCCGGCCAGGACGAACAGCUCAGUCAGUUUUUCCAGACGUUUGCACAAAUCAGCGAGAAGAAAAACAUUACCUUCAUCACAAACGCAGCUGUACGAGAGACCAUACUGAACAUAAGCCUGACAGCCCUUGCGCCUGCAUUUGAGGUCUUUGGAGCACAAGAAUUCCAGCUGUGGUUCCAAGUCUACCUUGUUCCUGUGAUGCCAGGUCUCCGUCCUGCCUACCUGUGGGUGAUUCCAAAGGACAUCAGCUGUGCAUCCUACAUGGCCAUUCUCACUGGUCUUCAGAAAACAUUGAACUUCCCUCUACCACUGGAGUUGUCAAUGGGCAUCAAUUCAAGCAUCGAGUUCCUCAAAGAGACUUUCCCACGUUGCUUGACACCAGAAUCUUUCACGUGCAAGGAAACAGUUGUUGAUGAGAACCUCCUCUGCGCUGAGGUCAAUAGGUCACUAGUCCAACAAACACUGGCAGCUGACAACUCCUCUGCAGCCUUGUGCUCUUUUACCAUCACUGAACAUGCCUGCUCUGUGGCUGACCAGCUUGCACCGCAAAACCUGGCCACACUGCUGAAGUGCUCGCUGGAAAGCCAAACGACAUACCCCGUAGAAGCGUGGAAGCUCUUCUUUCAGAAAGUUUCCUCUUCCCUGAAUGACACCCUUCAGACAUUUGCCACCAUGACCUCCAACAACAGCAGGCCAGCCUUAUCAAACGCCCUUGAUGCUCUGAGAGAGGUGCGACUUGCCAACCUCAGCGACGCAGAACUACAGAGUAGGACUGUCAUGGGGGAUCUGGUCCAGAGAGUUAUUGGUCCGUUCUUGGCCUCCCCAUCCACAAACUUCCUGUUCUGCCUCAGCUCCUACAACUUCAGCUGCCUGACCUACCAGAUUGUUGUCAAGGAAUUGAGCAACCAAAGGCAACUCAUGAACAGUGAUAAGCAGCAAGCAGUCUUUACUUAUUUCAUCAAACUGUUCCUGUCACGAAAGGAGUCAUCGGAUCCUGGCUGCACUUUGUCCAGCAAUGGGAGUCAGGAUUGGCUACAGGCAAACCUCGGCAGCUUUGCUGGUUUUGCAACCGUCCAGGAUUUGCAAACCCUCAACCCACACGUGUCUACCAUUGAAAUAUUGUCAGUACUGACUCCCUCUCAAGUGGUGCAGCUCCUAAUAAGUGCAGGGAGCUCAAACGACACAACCCUGAUUGAUCUUGCCUUUGACCGACUUGAAAAGUGUGAUGCUCUGGAAAACCUGGACGAAUUCCUCACACAGCUCUCAGUGAAUGGACAGGUGGGUCCCAGUGCCAAUCACGGACUUAAGACGUACCAAUCUUAG
Xiphophorus maculatus (southern platyfish) is the source of this 2343-nucleotide messenger RNA. RefSeq lists its product as uncharacterized. NCBI's taxonomy places the organism in Eukaryota, Metazoa, Chordata, Actinopteri, Cyprinodontiformes, Poeciliidae. The record is from RefSeq and is a predicted model, not a curated record. The transcript is spliced from 22 exons. The coding region runs from base 136 to 2343 and encodes 735 amino acids.